UUUAGUUUAUUCCUGAUGUUUUUUUUUUUUUUUUUGUCGUUUGAUUCUAUAUAUCAUUUGAGUUUUCUCUAGUUGGUAAGAAUUAGGAUGGGAGAUCAUUUAGUGUUGGUGGUUGAUAAGUUAUCGAGCAAUUCUGGUCUCGUAGCGUUACAGGUAGACACAGUUAAGGAAGAUGAUGCAUCUGCAGGAACCGAUGAUGUAUGUAAGAGAGAAUUUGUACAAUGCAGGAUUUGUCAUGAUGAAGAUGAAGAUUCCAACAUGGAUACUCCCUGUUCUUGUUCCGGAACAUUAAAGUUUGCACAUCAUCAUUGCAUCCAGAGAUGGUGCAACGAGAAAGGUGACACCUUAUGUGAAAUUUGCCGUCAGCAAUAUAAACCUGGUUACACAGCUCCCCGCCAAUUGUUUCACUACACAGGCAUCUCUAUGAACUUCAGGAGUGAUUGGGGAAUAGAGGCACUAGAUCUUCGUAACCCUUAUUUUCUUACCGAUGAUCACGAGCUUUAUUCGUUUCAUAGCCCCACGAGCUUGGUUUGUUGUCGUGUAAUUGCCUUGCUGUUCAUCUUUCUACUGUUCUUGCGCCAUUCUCUUCCAGUUCUUUUAGGUGGAAUCGAUGAUUUCUCGUUAACUUUGCUUCUGUUGCCAUUAUUGAAAACAUUGGGAAUCUUGCUGGUUGCAUAUUUCUUAGUCAAGUCAUUCACAGCUAUACAACGUUGCAGGCAAGAAAGAGAUACGAGAUUCUCUGGUUUCUCUUCUGAUGAAGAAACUGCGCCGCCUUGGAUAUUGCCCGAACGACCUGAACUGCAGGUUCCCGUAAACUAAGACAAUCAGUUCUUAAAUUCUCCUUCUGUGGUUUGAUAAUGAUUUGUACGUAUGUGUACCAUUACAACAUUAUACACAAACUAUACAUACCCAUUAAAUAAAUGUUGCUUUGGUGGUAUGGUAUUCCAAAUUGAUUAGAUAAA
This is a messenger RNA of Brassica oleracea var. oleracea, 962 nucleotides long. RefSeq lists its product as uncharacterized. The record is from RefSeq and is a predicted model, not a curated record. Gene Ontology annotation, biological process: protein ubiquitination. Bases 88 to 819 code for a protein of 243 amino acids. Lineage: Eukaryota; Viridiplantae; Streptophyta; Magnoliopsida; Brassicales; Brassicaceae. Gene Ontology annotation, cellular component: membrane. Gene Ontology annotation, molecular function: zinc ion binding; ubiquitin-protein transferase activity. The transcript has 7 exons.